UACGCAUGCGGACAAUAUCGUGCACCUGUUGCUUAUCUCCCUUUCGUAGGACGAGUUCAUAUUACAUCGGAUUCGGGGGCUGGGACUGCCAAAAUGUAUCACUUUGCUUCCGUAUCUAGAGUGGGCGGCUUGUUCAUGCCCGAGCUAUCGCCACCAUCUCCAACUGCAUUUGAUCCAGUAAACUGUGUUCCGACCACCUAGCUGAUUACUCUUCUUCGGAGAUAAACAAACAUUACUCCAAUAACGCAGCGACGGGCGAUGCAGAUCUUGUCUGUUUUUCACCCAAGUCACAAGACGGUACCGCCAAGGUCGGCUCCUCUAACCCCCUAGUUCGAUAUACUUCUUGAAUCUUACGAGCCAAUAAGGGUUCACGUACAUAUUAUGCUGCAUAUAAGCAGGGACUUGCACAUAUUCAUAUCCCCUUCAUUUCUCUACUCUAAGUUCAAGUCAUGGUUUACUUCGCUACCUCUGCAGAGAACUCAAAGACCAGUUACAAGGUCGACCUCUCUCAUCAUCUCUCGAGAGAGACACGAGCAAGGCAGCCAAAUCCAAUCAAGACUAUAUGGAAAAUAGCUCAGACCAAAGUAGGAACCAUUAACAUGGGAAAUGGAGAUCCCCACAACACGUUGUAUCCUAUCUCUAAAAUUGACUUUGUCGUCCCGUCUCUCGACCAACCAAACCCUGUCCAAGCUUGGAAGGAAGGCAAUAGUAAAACUGAUAUAAUCAGUUCGUAUAAAGACGAGUCUUGCGCCCUGAGUCUCAAGACUGCUUUUGCAUAUGGAACCGGUGCAGGACUGCAGCAAGUGCGAGGUGUCCUUGCUGACCUCAAUAACCGUAUUCAUUCCCCACCGAAUCACACCGUAUCCCUCAGUCUGGGCAAUGCGGAUUCUUUGACAAAGUGCUUCCGAUUGUUUGGUGACCCUGGCGACUCGUUUCUUUGCGAGGAGUUUACUUUCUCGCCAAUGACCAAUGCAGCACUACCUCUGGGAAUCAAAUGGGAGCCCAUCAAGAUGGACAAAGGCGGUCUUAUACCCGCCGAUAUGGACAAGAUUCUCACUAAUUGGGAUGAAAGGACGCAAGGAAGGAGGCCACACGUCUUAUACACUGUCCCCUGCUCGCAGAACCCCACAGGAAGCACUCUGCCCUUCGAACGCCGCAAAUCAAUAUAUGAAAUCGCUCGAAAGUGGGAUAUAAUCAUCUUGGAAGAUGACCCAUAUUAUUUCCUCCAAUAUGGAUUGAACGUAGAUCAAUUUAUCGUAGAACAGCAUGGAUUCACGCGUGCUUUAGCAAGCGUUCUACCUCGAUCCUUCUUGUCUAUGGACUAUGACGGGCGUGUGGUUCGGCUGGAUAGCUUCAGCAAAAUUGUGGCCCCCGGUAUGCGUCUUGGAUGGGUUACGGCCAACAAUUUUUUUGCCGAAAAGCUUGACUCAUUAACGGACUCAUCGUCGCAACACCCUCAUGGAUUCGGGCAGGCCUUCAUUGCGGAGCUUCUUGGUGAUGGGGGCUGGGGGUUGGAUGGGUUCAUGAAGUGGACAAAGAGUCUUUGUGACGAGUACCAACGCCGUCGAGACCUGUUUAUGGACGUUUUCCGACGUGAAGUCGGUAUCAAUGGGUUCGCAACCGCCGAAGUACCGAAGUCGGGCAUGUUUGUUUGGAUUAAGAUUAACUUGGAACAUCAUGCGCGGUAUCGCGUCGUGAAGGAAUCUAACGGCGACCCUCGCACCAACACGGCUGCCCUGAUGGACGAGCUGUUCCGGACAUUGUUGGAUUCUGGGCUGGUCCUUAUACCCGCGUCUACUUUUGCGAUCACGGGUUCCUUGAGUCCACCAUCGGGAGAUUGCAUCUUAGACCGCGUUAACUAUUUCAGAGCAACCUUUGUUGGUACCGAUGAAACGAUCUGUGAUGGCCUCAAGAUAUUCGGGCGUACUAUUGAACAAUUUUUCUGCUUUUGAGCGGAUCCUUGGGCUAAUCUCCUUCUGGUGUGAUGAUGGCAGUAUGAAACUGGGGCUUUUUUGGUGUUAGUACCAUAGAUGUAGAUAUUAUUUCUAGGCGUUGUGCCCUAUCAUUUCUAUAAGCUUGUAAAGAGGAUCUAGAAGCCUCAAUGUAGUAUAAUAACUUGUUGAUUCUUGAAGCGUAAUUAUAAGGACCUUACUCUUUCCAACGUUAA
Serpula lacrymans var. lacrymans S7.9 is the source of this 2167-nucleotide messenger RNA. RefSeq names its product aminotransferase variant 2 (gene amt1). The transcript has 5 exons. Gene Ontology annotation, biological process: biosynthetic process. Bases 450 to 1952 code for a protein of 500 amino acids. Lineage: Eukaryota; Fungi; Basidiomycota; Agaricomycetes; Boletales; Serpulaceae. The record is from RefSeq and is a predicted model, not a curated record. Gene Ontology annotation, molecular function: transaminase activity; pyridoxal phosphate binding.